GAACGUUCUGAACAUAACAGCAACCUAUGAUUUUUUCAAAAGUCAUGUCACAACAAGGAUUACGUUCGUUCCUACGUGAAGUAUCGGCAAUAUCUGAGAGAUUAGCUCAGUUGAAGUUAUCAGACACUAUCACAGACAGUAGUGACGCUUAUACGGCUGAAACGGAAACGUUAUCCGAACGCGCACGUCGUCUUGUAUCCACUGUUAAUCUGGAUAUGAUUGGUGCAGUUCUUCCGGAUCGUCUUGGUCUUGAAUCGAUGACUGCUCCAAUGUAUUAUGUUGAUAUUUAUGAAUCGGAAAAUAUUCAUGCUUGUUUAUUUGGUUUCAAAAGUUGUGACUUUUCGUUCCCGUUACACGAUCAUCCAGAUAUGUACGGAUUUGUAAAGGUUCUUCGUGGUGCCCUAGCAAUUAAUUCAUAUACUGAACUUUCUCAUGGUGAACGAGAAGCAAUGAAACGAACAGAAUCGAACGGUCUGUCAUCUAAUGUUACGAUAGCCAGAUUUGAAGGUAUCAGUAAUCGUUGGCAUAGCGAUGAUUGCGUAUAUUUGAGCCCUAAAUUUGGUAACAUUCAUUCGUUGGUACCACUUGAAGAUGGUACGGCAUUUUUUGAUUUACUCAUGCCUGGUUAUGGUAAUAAGCCAUGUACCUAUUUUAAAAAUCUUAUACAAAAUCCGAAAUUAAAGCAAACAUGUUUAUUGCAAAAAAUUGCCGAACCAGAUGAUUAUUAUUGCCAACUUCUACCUUAUGAGAAAAUUAGGGAUUUUGAUUAA
Messenger RNA from Loa loa (African eye worm), 770 nucleotides. RefSeq lists its product as hypothetical. NCBI's taxonomy places the organism in Eukaryota, Metazoa, Nematoda, Chromadorea, Rhabditida, Onchocercidae. Gene Ontology annotation, cellular component: mitochondrion. The transcript has 3 exons. The record is from RefSeq and is a predicted model, not a curated record. Gene Ontology annotation, molecular function: oxidoreductase activity, acting on single donors with incorporation of molecular oxygen, incorporation of two atoms of oxygen. Bases 27 to 770 code for a protein of 247 amino acids.